AUGGGCGCGAGCUCCUCCAAGCCGGCCGAUGGCCAGACCUCGCACGUCUGGAAAGCUUCCGGACCCGUAGGCGUCUCACAAGAUGUCGUCGAAUCGCUACAGGGUAGCACCGAGACCGACAGAUCCCGAGCCCAGACGAUCGAGCUGGCAGUGCAGGCCCGCGUGGCCGAAGAGCUCAAAAAGCUCACCUCACAAGAGUCCGAAGCGCUGAAGGCCGCGCACAAGAAGGCCUCGGAGAUCACGGAUGCCGAGGCGCAGAAGGAGGCUGGCAACAGCAGGCAGCGGGUGUCCAAGGAGGUCGAGGCGCUGCGGGCGCGGCUCGAGAAGCGCAAGCAGCUGCGCGAGCUGCCCGAGAGCGUCGAGAAGUCCCGGAGCGAGGUGGUCCAGUGCCUGAUCGCCAACGACCGCCGGCCGCUGAACUGCUGGAAGGAGGUCGAGAACUUCAAGGAGGAAGUCCGGAGGCUGGAGAAGGAGUGGGUCGAGAGGGUUGUGCGAUAG
This is a messenger RNA of Neoarthrinium moseri, 498 nucleotides long. RefSeq lists its product as uncharacterized. The transcript has 3 exons. The record is from RefSeq and is a predicted model, not a curated record. NCBI's taxonomy places the organism in Eukaryota, Fungi, Ascomycota, Sordariomycetes, Amphisphaeriales, Apiosporaceae. Bases 1 to 498 code for a protein of 165 amino acids.